AUGGUGCUGUUGAUAUACCAGCAUUUCUGUAAGUCGCUGCAUUCUUGUGAAGCAGCAGCCAACAGGAGCUGGCUAGAAAAGCAAUCCGUUGGAGACCCACACAAACUAAUUCUGCUGCUUAUCCUGUCUCUUUCAGACCGUCCUGGUAUGCUGGACUUCAAAGGCAAAGCAAAGUGGGAUGCCUGGAGUGCAUUGAAAGGAAUGUCCAAAGAAGAUGCAAUGAAAGCUUACAUAGCAAAAGUGGAAGAACUAAAGGGCAAAUACGGCAUCUGAGGACUGGCUAUAGCGGCCACUUGCAUGCCUGAAACAUGCCUUAUUUCUAAUACUGUGGAAAACUGGUUUCGGAGGUUAAUUUUAAGUACCUAGUAUAUUAAAAUCGGUUCUCCUCAUGCCUGUAGUUCAGGGGAAGUUGUGUACCCACCUAACGUACUGACAUGUUAUAAAUUCCUUCCGGGAACAAAAUCUGGAACUCAUUAAAGUGCGUUUGGUACUUUA
Messenger RNA from Opisthocomus hoazin, 495 nucleotides. The record is from RefSeq and is a predicted model, not a curated record. Lineage: Eukaryota; Metazoa; Chordata; Aves; Opisthocomiformes; Opisthocomidae.